AUGGGGCUGCAAUAUAAGUAUAUCACCUCAACAGCGGCGUAUGACGAGUUCCCGCUCGAAUCAUGUGUAGCGAUUGAGUUCGUUGCACUUUUGACGUCGAUAAGUUAUGAGCGUACGCAUUAUCUGCUCGAGUUACAUAAUUUUGCAGAUGGAAAUCCUGACAAGAUGCCCUUCUUAGUGAAGGUGAGAUGUUCUGAUCAAUUCGCGGAGAAGCUAGCCAGGAUGACUAUAUCGCUGAUGUUCCAGUGUUUGGAAAUUGAUUUACCAGACUCCAUCCUAGACGAACACACACCAUUAAACGAUAUUCAUCUUGAAAGCUUGUGCUUUGUUAAAUGUCAAUGUCUUUACUUGUCAAAGGAAUCGAAAUACGGCGUAUACUUGGAGAAUAUUAAACCGUUCAAUGCGGCGAGUGUCAUGGAUUUGGCUUUGAAUCACAAGGACGGACACAUUGGUAAGACAAUCUUCAAUAUAAUGCAAAAUUUAAUACGAAUGGACACAAGGUUUACUAGCCCGUUCAAGUUCGCGAGGCUGAAUAACCCACCUAAGGAUUUCCGACGCUUAAUCGAGAAAUUGAAGGCUAAUCAACCGGCACUCGUGAAUAACCCAUUGUUCACUGCAAACCGCCUUAAUUCUGCCCCCGCAGAAUCCCAAAAUGAGUUUAAUUCUCAAUGCAUGGGAUCAAGUGGUAGUUUCGACACAAUGGGGUUUGACGCCGUGGAAGAAUCCGAUUCAUCAGUAGAACCCGAGCUUACAGUUCGAAAGAAACCACGACUAGCAGGCUCAGAUAUCCAGCCCAACACAAGCAUGUCAAUGGUAUUGGGGACUACAGUAAAACUAGUUGGACAAAUCGCUGGUUUGUUCCCCGUAGGACCCGACGCAGCAGGCGAUUUCCGUCUCUACUUCAUCCCACAUGACUGGCCCAACGCACCGCAUGAACCAUUUGUGGCAGGUGUGAAUUGUCUCGAAUGUUUCGUGGAGCGUGCAUCACCACUAUACAAGCUAAUAGAUGCAGUGUUCGACACUCCGGACGCAUUCCAUGACAUCCUAGCCCGUGCCAACCUUGUAAUCGACGUGGAGCGCACUGAAUGGCACUUGCAUGACAACCUCCACUCGAGCCGAUGGACGUUGACCCAUGUGGACCAACAGGAAGAACUAAUGAACAGAAUUCAAACGCCUAACUCUAAACGCGACCCGCUCAUCGAAUUCAAAGACCUAACCUUGCGAGGCCAAGAAGUAAAGUACGUGACUAUGAUAGGAUUACUGGUAUCAUGCUCUUUCGAGAACCCAUCAUUCGUCUCGAUGGUCUUUACAGAUUUCACAAGCAACCUAGAUAUAAACCAAAAAUUCCUAUUUGACCGUUUCUUACUAGAUUUCGACAACAAACUAGACCAAGAAUCCGGAUUUCGAGUAAUAAUGUAUGCGAACCAAUUUGCAAUUUUCGAUAAGCAGCUCCGUGAACUUUACAACGACCUUUCACUACGUAAUAUGUUCAUGCCCAACAGUGGAGAGAAUGUCUCACAUAAGGGGAUUCUAUGCCGAAUGUCACUCAAGCUCAAACUUUACAAUGACAAGCUAAAUGCUAUCGUACGCUACUGUACACCAAUUUCAACCACAACAAGACUCGCCUACCGUGAUGAACGGUUGCAAUUACAAAAUAUUCGUGAAUCAGCACUCAAGAUUCUACGACAACCUUCAUUAAACAGGUUCUAUGAUAAUUUCACCGUAUGCUUCCCGCUAGUACAAGAUAGAUCAGUAUGGAGAGUCAGCAUGAAGGAGAGACGACCAGUGGUACCAGAACUAAGACUAAACGCAGAGGACGAAGAGAUGGUCACGUGCACAACUGGAACCGAACCGCGAGUAGUACGAGACAUCGCUGCACUCAACGGUUCAGGUCCCCAAGCACCAGAGAAUGGGACCAGUUCGGUCCACAGAGUCGAAGGCCAAUUACUGCUAUUACAGCUCAAGAAUGGUAGCGUCCAACUACACGUAACUAACGAACUGAUCACGGGAAACUACGUUGUUCCAGCAAGAAUUCUCACCCUCGAACUCCCGACGUCACAAGCAGUGCAAUCGUUCGACCAAGACUGCUCUGACGUACUGGGAGAAGAAUUUUGUUUCACAGUUACUAGACGAAAUCUCCCGCUACUGGAGCUAAACCCUACCGGAAAGCGAUUGCUAGUAUGGUGCCCGAUAGAGUGUUCUCUCCCAGAGCUGAGAUCCCAACUUCGCCACUCCCAAUCCGUCAAGCAAGAAGAGCAGCCAACUUAA
Messenger RNA from Torulaspora delbrueckii, 2268 nucleotides. It is a transcript of the gene CDC13, whose product is annotated as telomere-binding protein CDC13. Gene Ontology annotation, cellular component: chromosome, telomeric region. Bases 1 to 2268 code for a protein of 755 amino acids. Gene Ontology annotation, molecular function: DNA binding. NCBI's taxonomy places the organism in Eukaryota, Fungi, Ascomycota, Saccharomycetes, Saccharomycetales, Saccharomycetaceae. The record is from RefSeq and is a predicted model, not a curated record. Gene Ontology annotation, biological process: telomere maintenance. The transcript has a single exon.